UUUCUUAAAGCCCGUCACAUGACACUCACUGAUGUCAGUUUGUGCUGAAGCUGCGGUGAUAAAGUGUUAAAAGGCAAGCUAAAUUAACCUCUCAGCUAGCAAAUAUACACCAUACAAAGUUUAAACGUGGUGCCAGAAACGUCAGUGUUUUUGUUACCAGAACCAGAGCUUUAUCAUCUUAGUAAAUCCAGGGCGCUUGAGUAUUAUUUCACCCUUUGCUGUUGUUGUUACGCUAACGUUAGCUUAGCUAGCACAACAUCUUGCUAAGCUAGCCAGUUAGCCGCGUCUUGUUGUUUGUAUCCCUGAGAAGCAACUGGAGUGUUACCGAAGAGAGAAGCAUGACUCAGAUCGGUGCUGCUCAGUCAUGGUGGCUGGGAGUAACGUUACAGUUGAUUUUAGCUGGCGUCCUGCUCCAGGGUUUUGCUGCUGCUCAGACGACGGCUGCCCCGCACAAGGAGCCCAUGAGACCUGAGAAGGGUAUCUAUGUGGUGAGCAGCAGCAACGGGACGGCCUGUUUACUGGCCUCCAUGGGUCUCCAGCUCAACAUCACCUUCAACUCUGUGUCCCAGAAUAAGACUGUGUGGAAUAUUGUGAACCUCCAGCCGAAUGUGACAAAGUCCUCUGGAUCAUGUGACGCAGACACCGCUUCCCUGCGACUCUCAACCGAUGCAGAGAAGACCAACCUCACCUUCUUCUUCUCCCUGAAUAUUACUAAGUACCACCUGAGUAACGUGUCUCUGUCUGCAGCAUGGCCAGACAUGAAAGAGCCCGUCUCAGCUGAUAACAGCAGUCUGGACUUCCUGCGCGGCACCCUGGGGUUCUCCUACCUGUGUCGUGAGCAGCAGACUCUGACCGUGUCCCCGGAUCUGUCCAUCAACACCUUCCAGGUGCAGGUGCAGCUCGGCGUCUCAGGAGAUCAGUUCGGAGCAGCUGAGGAGUGCCAGUUGGAUGAAGACGACAUGUUGAUCCCCAUCAUCGUCGGAGCGGCUCUCGCGGGUCUCGUCUUCAUCGUGCUGCUGGCGUACCUCAUCGGCCGAAAAGAGGAGCCAACGCCGGCUACCACAAAACCAUCUGAGGUCACAUGACUCAGGGCAGAGCGGUGCGUACCCCCCCCCCCCCCCCCCCCCCCCCCCCCCCCCCCCGAGAUUAACCACUGUUUUAUGAGACUAAACACUCCACCCUGUGCCCCCCCUCACCCUCCCUGCCUGUGUGUGCUGUUCUUAGCCUUCAUCAGUAACGCUAGUCAUCAUCACGCAGGUUGAUUUGCUCCUUCCGGUCUGACCCGCUCAUUUGUGUAAAAAAAAAAAAAGGAAAGGGGCUUUGUUAGGGGAUUGUAAGGAAGUGAAGGAAAACUGGUACUUUUAGGGAGAGGGCGGAUGUUGAUCAGAAGUUAGCGUUCUCAAUAUGUAAUGUACUAUUUAUGAUUUCUCUGAAAGGGAUUGUGUGAUUUUGAGGGAUUGUGUGAUUUUGAGGGAAUAGCUACUCUAGCUUUUUCUUAUCGGCUUUAGGGCGACCAUUUUUAGUGGUCUUGCCUUAAAUGAAGUUUGUUAAUAUAAAAGGGAAUAUUUCUGGCAGUCCACUUCAGACUGAAAUGAUCUGAUGUUUUUUUAUUGUAACUCUACAUUUAGCCCAAGUUUGCAGAUUUUAUGUAACACACCUUAACCCGACUCUAAAAAGGAUAUGCAAGAAGUCCCCUUCGUAGCUUGAAUUUAAUUUUAUUUACUGGGAUUAGUUAUUUUCCUCUUUACGGUACUCGGCACAUUUUGUAUGGAGACUGAAGAUGCAGUUGUGAACUUUUUGUAAAAUAGUUGGUUCCAUUUGAAAGAAUAAUUCAACAUUUUUGGGGGAAAAAACGAGAUUGAUACCACUCGGCUGCACAGUAAAUGUAAAGCUACAACCAGCAGCUGGUUAGCCUAGCUUAGCAUAAAGACUUGCAACAGCGGGAAAUGGCUCGCCUGGCUCUGUCGAAGUAAAUCCAAAAGUCUACCAGCACUUCUAAAACUUGCCUAUUUACUCUGUUGAUUGAUCUGUGCAAAGUGUAAACAACGAAAUAUUCUGUAGCACCUACCUAACCCUCCCAUUUAUCCACAAUGUCAUGUUUUUGCAAUUCACGUUUUGUAUUGAACAAAUCAAUCUUAGAUAUAUUGUGCUGAGUGAGCUUUAGAGGUGAUGGUGGGCAGAUUUCUUAACUUUUGACAAGCAGUGCUAACUGAUCCUCCCGUUUCCUGUCUUUAUACUAAACUAAUUUAAUCAGUUCAGAAAUGAGAGUGGUUAUCAUCUUCCUCUAUCUUAUCAUGUAACUAAAAAUGUCAAACUAUUCUUUAAGGUCAUUGUAGCCACGCUUGGGGUUUACUGUUACAAAGUGAAGUUGCUUAAACAAUCGUCGGUUGGCUUAUGUGGAUGUAAAAGCUCAGGACAUCACUGUUGAGUGUUAAAAUGUUGACGUGUUACACUCCACCGGGUGGUGUUGUUUGUUUUCUUUUCCACUUGGGUUUUUGCUUCUGAAGUGAAAGAAGUUGCACUAAUGUUCUGACAAACAAACAGCCCCAUGUAAUGAUUUAAGAGGCCAAAAUGCUCCGGUCAGUGUUUAUCAGUGCCUUCCCCGCAGUGACAUAGAUAGGAUGAAAGUAAAGCCAAUACCACAGAGGGACUCACUCACUGACACCGUGUGCUGCCAUGUCGAGACUCUGUGUCUCACUAAGCCUUCAUGUACCGUUACUACCAUAGAAAUGCAUUGUUUGAUGUUGUAGGAGAAAGUAAAGAUAUUUUUUUUCCCAUGUUUUUUUCUCCCUCAUCUAAAUAUUCAUGUAGUUAUUUAAUAAGGUUUUAAUGGGUUUGUUUGAAUUGUUUGUUUUCUAAAGAAGAGGUCAAUAAAACUGAAUGAACGAGA
Gymnodraco acuticeps is the source of this 2890-nucleotide messenger RNA. RefSeq names its product lysosomal associated membrane protein 1b (gene lamp1b). Gene Ontology annotation, cellular component: membrane. The record is from RefSeq and is a predicted model, not a curated record. Lineage: Eukaryota; Metazoa; Chordata; Actinopteri; Perciformes; Bathydraconidae.